Rubroshorea leprosula is the source of this 1311-nucleotide messenger RNA. NCBI's taxonomy places the organism in Eukaryota, Viridiplantae, Streptophyta, Magnoliopsida, Malvales, Dipterocarpaceae. The record is from the annotation of a GenBank genome assembly.
AUCUGAAAUGACCGAUCCAAACCCACCCAAUCCGACCUUGGCAGGUCUAACUGGUCCAGAAAUAGUUGAACAAACAGAAGCUUAGCCAGGGGAUACCCGAAAUGCCGACUGCCUUACUCCGAAAGCCAAUAGUUCUUCCCGCCGUGGCUCUAGGAAGCACCAUUGUCUUCAUAAUGUUUUCCCACUGCUUCCAAUCCCCUUCUCGAAAAUUAGAUUCCACGGCGAGUCGAAGCUUCGUCCUCUGGCUUCAUGGGUUAGGUGACUCAGGCCCCGCCAAUGAACCCAUCAAGACCUUCUUCACUUCUUCUGCGUUCAGAAACACCAAAUGGUCCUUCCCUUCUGCUCCUUCAAAUCCAGUCACCUGCAACUAUGGCACAGUGAUGCCUUCAUGGUUUGACAUACAUGAGAUCCCUGUGAAAGCUGAUUCUCCUAAAGAUGAAAGUGAUGUGCUCAAAGCAGUUCAGAAUGUGCAUGCUAUGAUAGACAAGGAGAUAGCUGCUGGGACAGAUCUUAAUAAUGUUUUUGUGUGUGGAUUUAGUCAAGGGGGUGCCUUGACCUUAGCUAGUGUUCUAUUGUACCCCAAAAGGCUUGGAGGAGGUGCAGUCUUUAGUGGAUGGGUUCCCUUUAAUUCCUCCUUGAUAGAAAAAUUCCCACCGGAUGCAAAGAAGCUACACUGAAGGAUGACUAGUUACCCAGUGGUGACUGGUGAGUAGACAUGUGGUUCAAUAGAGAACAUCCUCCAGCUCAAAAGUCUUACUUCUAUGCCUUUGGAUUGGGAUAUGAUUUCAAUGGGUCAGUAUAGCUCUUCUGGUGACUGGGUGCAGGAAAAUAUAUCCUUUGACUGAGAUUUCAUUUUUUCCCCCUUUUUUUUUUUUUUUUGGGGUACAUAUUUCAAAAGACAUAUUGCUUGACAUUUUUUCACCCUUUCAAAGAAGGUAGCCUAGUGCUUGGCUUAAUCAUGUAAGGUCUGAAACUUUUGCAGACACCUAUAUUAUGGUCUCAUGGUAAGGCAGACAGAACGGUAUUGUUUGAGGCUGGACAAGCUGGCCCUCCAUUUCUUGAACAAGCCGGGGUUAGCUGUGAGUUUAAGGUCUACCCUGGUCUCGGCCAUUCAAUAACCAAGGAAGAGCUGAAGUACCUGGAAUCAUGGAUCAAGACCCGUCUACAGGGUUCUUCUUAGAGGUCUGACCAAUUUGAGAACAACAUAUUAUUAUUACAACUAUCAGUAUCACAACUGGUAAUUGCUAAAUUAUACUAUUUGAGAAAAUCUGCUGCUACUCAUUCAUCUUAUAAUAAUGUAUUCUUGCCUCA